Ricinus communis (castor bean) is the source of this 2009-nucleotide messenger RNA. RefSeq names its product 3-oxoacyl-[acyl-carrier-protein] synthase, mitochondrial. The record is from RefSeq and is a predicted model, not a curated record. Gene Ontology annotation, biological process: fatty acid biosynthetic process. Bases 153 to 1595 code for a protein of 480 amino acids. The transcript has 14 exons. Gene Ontology annotation, molecular function: 3-oxoacyl-[acyl-carrier-protein] synthase activity. NCBI's taxonomy places the organism in Eukaryota, Viridiplantae, Streptophyta, Magnoliopsida, Malpighiales, Euphorbiaceae.
AAAACCUGAGAAUGUGACUGAAAACCGGGCCUUGUAAUUUAGAAGGAGCUUGUUUUAGCGUCAGUUACACCCCAAGCUGGUGCAUACUCUCUCGUUCAGGUCUCUCAUCUUCUAUACUGAAGAAGAAGAGCCCCUGCAAGCAAGCUGCUACCAUGGCAGUGUCAAUAUCUUCAUCUUCUUUGCGCAGGAAAUUCCAUUUGAUUCGUUACUUGUCUUCCUCCUCUCGUUCAAACUUUGGCCCUCCCCCUUCUAUCACUCCUCGCAGAGUCGUUGUCACCGGUCUGGGGAUGGUUAGUCCACUUGGUUGCGGAGUAGAAACCACAUGGAAGCGGUUAAUAGAGGGCAAUUGUGGCAUAAGAGCAAUAACUCCUGAUGAUCUCAAAAUGAACUGUACUUUUGAUUCCCAAACUCAGUUGCAUACUUUCAAUCAAUUGACCUCUAAAGUUGCUGCUAUUGUCCCCUCUGGAACUGCUCCCGGUGAAUUUAAUGAGGAACUGUGGCUUAAUUCUAAGGAGCAUCGAUCCGUAUCAAGGUUCAUAGGAUAUGCACUAUGUGCUGCUGAUGAAGCUUUGAAAGAUGCAAAAUGGGCACCCAUUGAACAGGAACAUAAGGAAAGAACGGUAAUCAAUUGCUAUAUGUGGAUGGGUGUCUCUAUCGGUGGUGGGAUUGGAAGUAUCAGUGAUAUAUUGGAUGCGUCGCAAAUGAUUUGUGAGAAGAGACUUCGUCGGCUGAGUCCAUUCUUUAUCCCACGAAUAUUGAUCAACAUGGCAUCUGGCCAUGUGAGUAUGAAGUAUGGAUUCCAGGGGCCAAAUCAUGCUGCUGUGACUGCUUGUGCUACUGGUGCACAUUCCAUUGGUGAUGCUGCAAGGAUGAUUCAAUUUGGAGAUUCGGAUGUUAUGGUGGCUGGAGGGACAGAGUCCAGCAUAGAUGCUUUGUCAAUAGCAGGAUUCUGCAGGUCAAGGGCUUUGACCACGAAAUACAAUUCUUUGCCCCUGGAAGCUUCUCGACCAUUUGAUUGUGAUCGUGAUGGAUUUGUGAUCGGUGAAGGUUCUGGUGUCCUUGUAUUAGAAGAACUUGAGCAUGCAAGAGAACGAGGAGCCAAAAUUUAUGCGGAGGUUCGCGGCUAUGGGAUGUCAGGUGAUGCAUAUCAUAUUACUCAACCGCAUGCCGAUGGAAGAGGAGCUGUUUUGGCCAUGACACGUGCCCUAAAACAGUCUGGUCUUCAUCCCUAUCAAGUGGAUUACGUAAAUGCCCAUGCUACAUCUACACCUUUGGGUGAUGCAAUAGAAGCCAGUGCCAUCAAAACCAUAUUUUUUGAGCAUGCAACAACAGGUGCUUUGGCGUUAUCUUCCACAAAGGGUGCCAUCGGACAUCUCCUUGGAGCAGCUGGUGCUGUUGAAGCAAUUUUCUCAGUUUUAGCCAUACACCAUGGAAUCGCUCCAUUGACGCUUAACCUCAAUAAACCAGAUCCCAUAUUCAAAGACGAAUUUAUGCCAUUGACUGCUUCAAAGAAGAUGCCGAUACAAGCCGCCUUGUCAAAUUCCUUUGGCUUUGGAGGAACAAAUGCAUCUUUGUUGCUCACAAGACAUUAUUAGACAGCACUGCGGGCAUAGCUGUUAGCUAAAAUGAAGCACCUUUGUAGGUAUGGUGCCAAUGAAAUGAUAUGAUGGUCAUCAUGCCAUUUUGGCAUUGGAUGACAUUUUAGAACUCUUGAUAUUCAGAUCAGACUGCAGCCUAUAAUCUACCAGUUACAUCUGAUAUCACCAGGCUUGUUUCUUGUGUACUGGAUCUGCAUAGAGUCGUCUUCAGUCUCUUUUACAUUACAUUGUAACGGGCACAGAGAAUCAUGCAUGUUUUUCUUCUUUCUUUCAUUCUUUUGUUUUCUUUUUCUUUUUGUUUUUGCUGGAAUUGUUUCUUUCUUCCCCUCCGAGGAGGGAUACAAAUGAUUCUCACAUUCUACAUACUGUUGGUAGGAUAUCCAAUUAUAGAAUUUCACAUUUGAGAUGCUA